AUGAAGGCCUUGCUACUUAUCCUGCUUUUUCUUAUUUAUGCCAUUUCUAUGACUUAUGGCAAAGGUGAUGGUGAACAACGACGUGACAAAACACGUCACUCAGGACGUCGACAGGUGAGCGAAGUUGGCGAUGAUAUCACUUCUGGUCAUUGCGAACUGGAAAUAACGUGUAAAGGGGACACCACAAGCAGGACACCAGUCCGACUGCCAAUUAGGGGCCCACGGGGGCCGGCGGGACGCCCCGGAGAGAAAGGACCCUCCGGAGAACCUGGGAUACCGGGCAAACAAGGAGUACCAGGUAAGUCGGCGACCGCCAACAAUCAAGUUGCAUUCUUUGUUGGGCUUGGGGAGAACCUUGGUCCUAUAGACGCGAAUACUGACCUCAUAAUGGACAAAGUUGUCACCAACGUAGGCGACGCUUACGAACCGAUGACCGGAAAAUUUACAGCCCCUUUCUCAGGCACUUAUCAUUUUACAGUGGUAGUUGCUGCUCAGGGGCGUCAAAAGGCUGCUGUGAUGCUGAUGGAGGACGGAAAGAUGACGUUGACGGUGUGGGCGGAGAGCGUGCCUUACUGGGCGACCUCGUCCAACACAGCCCUCCUUACGUUACACAGGGACCAACAGGUAUGGCUCGUUCGUCUGCAGCGCGCACCUUAUCUACAUGGUUACAUGUAUUCCUCGUUUUCUGGUUACAUGCUUUUCUCUGAGAACCCGGAUGUUCGCAAUAGGACGGAAAACGAACUUCCGGUGCUUAACGAAAUGGUAGAGACAACAGAAAUUAACACCAAGAAGAACACGAAACAGAAAAGCAACAUAUUACCCGAGGUUGAAGUAGAUGAUUAGCAUUGUUAUGUAUUGAUUGUUCAGUUGAAAGUUUUGUGAUAUGUUAACAUGCUCGAUUUUCGACUGUUAAUUGAUUAAAAGCGUUAUAAUAUGCUUAAAUAUGAGAC
Molecule: messenger RNA, 950 nt
Organism: Mya arenaria
Lineage: Eukaryota; Metazoa; Mollusca; Bivalvia; Myida; Myidae
Product: complement C1q-like protein 4
Exons: 4
Coding region: 1-843 (280 amino acids)
Molecular function (GO): protein binding
Source: RefSeq, a predicted model, not a curated record